AUGGCAGGAAAAGAUGCCUCGUUAUCUUUCAUCACAGGGGAUUUUAGAGAAACUGAACUGACAGAUGACGUUUCUAAUGUGUCUCCAUUGCAGCUGGUUGCUUUAUAUGAGUGGUUAUCCUUUUAUCAGAGGCAAUAUCAACAUGAUUCCUUAUUGGGAGGUAUUAUACAGAAAGUGGGGAGCCUACAGAGCUAUUACUGCAAAUUGAGGCUUCCCUGGCAGAAGGCCGCAGACUCAAAGCAAAAUCUGAAGCUGAAAAGGCCCUCUUUCCACUAUGUAAUUCAGAAUGGAGUGGUUCAACAGGACGAGUCUGGUGCUCUACAAAAAGUGGUGGAGUGGAGCGAGAAUGGGCUGGUGUCCCUCGGCAGCUGUAUUCUCCUGGGUCCAGCAUUGCCCGAUGUGUCUGCGUUGAACACCCAUCUGAACAUGAUCCUAAUGUAA
Messenger RNA from Knipowitschia caucasica, 441 nucleotides. The record is from the annotation of a GenBank genome assembly. Lineage: Eukaryota; Metazoa; Chordata; Actinopteri; Gobiiformes; Gobiidae.